Messenger RNA from Tripterygium wilfordii, 1083 nucleotides. RefSeq names its product BURP domain-containing protein BNM2A-like. The record is from RefSeq and is a predicted model, not a curated record. The transcript has 2 exons. Lineage: Eukaryota; Viridiplantae; Streptophyta; Magnoliopsida; Celastrales; Celastraceae. Bases 163 to 954 code for a protein of 263 amino acids.
UAGAUAUCUAUCUCUAUUAAUUCAUAGUCCAUGCACAGCCAGCUACUCUGUCAUACAUAGUCAUGAGGUGAUUUUAAAAGAGACUUUAAGAUCAUCACAACCCAGUUUUUUUCAUAAGAUCGAGGAAAGCACAACACUAAUUCGAAACUAAAAGCUUCAGCAAUGGCUCCUCAUCUUGCCAAUUGGAUCCUCAUCUUGUUAUCUUUCUUCUUAAAGUUGCAAGGCAGCUAUGGUAGUGGUGGAGACCAAGAAGAUCAAAAUCUGGCAGCUCAUAAAAUGGGGUUCUUAGGGAUGGAUGAUAUCUACGUUGGGAAUACUAUUACCAUCAAUCUUCCCUUUGAUGAUCCUUCAUCUUCACCUCAUUUUAUACCACGGGAAGAAGCUGAUUCUUUACCUUUUUCAUCCUCAAAUCUCCAAAGCAUUCUCGAUCUCUUCUCGAUCCCUCAAGGUUCUCCACACGCCAAGGCGAUGCAAGAUACUAUUAGAAGGUGUGAAACCCUACCUAUGGAGGGAGAGGCCAAGACUUGUGCAAACUCCCUAGAAUCCUUGCUUGAUUAUGUAAACACCGCAUUCGGACAAAACUCCAAUGUCAAGGCCCUAACGACUACUCACGACGCCAUGUCAACUGGGAAUUCAAACAAGUACAGAAUUCUGGAAGUAAAAGAGAUUCCGAUUAGGAAGAUGAUGGGUUGUCAUGUAAUGAGAUGGCCCUACGCUGUUUACUAUUGCCAUCAUCAGAUGGAUAAUAGUGAAACCAAGGUUUUCAACAUUUUAUUAGGAGGUGAUGACGAUGGUGACAAACUUGAUGCUUUUGCUGCUUGUCAUAUGGACACAUCAAAACGAGAUCCUAAUCAAUUGGUGUUCAAGUUGCUAAAUACCAUGCCUGGUCGUUCCUCUCCAGUUUGUCACGUCUUCCCCGAAGGAGACCUUAUUUGGGUUGACCCAAUAUUUUAGUUAAUAUAUAGCUAGCUUCAAUGUGCAUAAUCCUCUUUAUACAUGUUCUUCUUUAUUUUAAGUUGGUAUUUGUAUUAAAGAGUGUGACUUACAACCUAAGGACAUUAAGCAUCUCGUUUAAUUAAUUUC